AUGGACGUGUGGGGCCCAGCCCGCGUCCGUGGUCAGGGUCAGGAGAGGUACUUCCUGAUAGUUGUUGACGACUACUCGCGCUACACCACGGUCUUCCCCUUGCGCGCCAAGGGUGACGUCCCUGGUGUUUUGAUCCCCUGGAUCAGCCGAGCCCGUCUCCAGCUAGCCAAGCGCUUUCACUCGGACUUUCCUGUCCUGCGCUUGCACUCUGACAGGGGUGGUGAGUUCGCCUCCGACCUCUUGGCAGCCUACUGUGCUGAGCACGGCAUUGAGCAGUCGUUCACGCUUCCGGCCUCUCCACAGCAGAAUGGGGUCGCUGAGCGCCGCAUUGGCUUGGUCAUGGAGGUCGCUCGUACCUCCCUGACCCAUGCGGCUGCUCCCCACUUUCUGUGGCCGUUUGCGGUCCGGUACGCAGCGCAUCAGCUCAACCUCUGGCCCCGUGUCUCCUUGCCGGAGACUUCCCCGACUCUACGGUGGACGGGAGAGGUUGGCGAUGCGUCGCGUUUCCGGGUCUGGGGAUCUCGAGCUUUUGUCCGCGACACGUCCGCGGACAAGCUCUCGCGUCGCGCUGUUCCCUGUGUCUUUCUUGGCUUUGUUCCCGACGCGCCUGGUUGGCAGUUUUACCACGUCACCUCGCGCCGGGUUCUGGCCUCUCAGGACGUCACUUUUGACGAGUCCGUCCCCUUCUACCGCCUCUUCCCCUACCGCACUGCCCCGCUCCCCCCCCCGCCUCUCUUCCUCGCUCCAGGUGCUGAGGUACCAGACCCCCUCCCCCCUCAGGGUGCCGCUCCCUCAGGUGUGUCCCAGGUAGACCCGGGUGAGCCUGUCGAGGUAGCUGUUGACUCGCGUCCUGCGUCUGGGGGUGCUGAGCCUGGGAGUACUGCGUCUGAGGGUGCGGAGCCUGGGGGUGCUGAGUCUGGAGGUGCGGAGCCUGGGGGUGCUGAGCCUGGAGGUGCGGAGCCUGGAGGUGCGGAGCCUGGGGGUGCUGAGUCUGGGGGUGCUGAGUCUGGGGGUGCUGAGCCUGAGCGUGCUCCACCUGGAGGAGCCCCCUCCUCCCAGCAGCUGCAGGAGAGGUACCUCGAGUACUGCCGCCUACGGAGAGGUGCUUCUGGAGCUCGUCCCGGUACUUCCCCUCCUACCCAGGAGCUCCCCCCCAUUCAGGUGAUCCGCGAGUGGUACACGCGGCGCUGCAGUCUUCGUAGUGGUGCUCCUGGUACUGCGGACCCGAGCGGUGGUGCUGUUGCUGGUGCUGAGGACCCGGACGCUGGAGCUGCUGCUGGUGCUGAGGACCCGGGGGCUGGAGCUGCUGCUGGUACUGAGGACCCGGGCGUUGGAGCUGCUGCUGGUGCUGAGGACCCGACCGGUGGCGCUGCUGCUGGUGCUGAGGACCUGACCAGUGGCCCUGCUGCUGGUGCUGAGGACCCGGACGUUGGAGCUGCUGCUGGUGCUGAGGACCCGACCGGUGGUGCUGCUGCUGGUGCUGAGGACUCGGGUGUUGGGGCUGCCACUGGUGUCCCUGCUGCUUCUGGAGACGCUGCGCGACCGCGACCGUACUUCGUACCGCUCCUUCAGCAGGUUCUUGGUCAAGCUCCUCCUCCUUGUCCUCCUCCCUCCGUCGAGUGUCCUCUGCCUGUCCAGCCGCAGUCACAGUUACCGCCUGUCUCGCCUCUCCCUGCUCCCUCCCCUUACGCUGGUCCCACAGGAGGUCUUACAGAGCGUCGUGAGCCUGAGUCUCGUCCUGCGUCGCCUGUUCGUACUGCUCGCACUGGUCGUCGUGUCCCACGUGAGCGUCCUCCUCCUGUCCCUGGCACUCACUACAUGACUCUGCGUCCCUCCACUGCUCCGCAGCGUGUCCCGCUGCCGUCUCCUCCUGCGUCCUCUCUUCCUACUCUUCCUGACCCGGAGUCUGACUCCCGUCGUGCUGCCAGUCCCACUGUUACGCGUCUCCUCGCUACAGUUGUCACUGACCCGACCUUUGAGUCCUCUGCUGCGUCUGCUCUGGUCGCUAAGUUGGUUGACUUUGCUGCUCGCUGUCGCCUAGACUACGCUGCCAGCCUUGUCGCUAGGUCUGAGUCUGCGUCUGCCUGUCCUCCGUCCGUCGGGGGUGAGUGUGCCCUCGGCACGGACGUCCUUGAGGACAGACAGGAGGAGUUCCACUGCCUUGCUGCUGCUUUGCCCCGUCUCGUGUCCUUGCUAGUUGCCCCUGAGGGAGACCCGGAUGCACCAGACAUCCCGACCCCACGCUCUUACGCUGAGGCGAUGGCGGGUCCCUACUCCUCUCAGUGGCAGACAGCCAUGGACGCAGAGAUGGCCUCCUGGAAGUCCACAGGCACCUACGUAGACGAGGUUCCCCCUCCUGGGGCGAACAUCGUCAGUGGCAUGUGGAUUUUCAGGGUGAAGCGGCCGCCGGGUUCUCCACCUGUCUUCAAGGCGCGCUACGUGGCUCGAGGCUUCAAUGACUACUCUUCGGGUGCUGCUGCACAUAGCCGCUCACCGCGACUACGAGCUUCACUCUCUUGA
Messenger RNA from Closterium sp. Yama58-4, 2520 nucleotides. Lineage: Eukaryota; Viridiplantae; Streptophyta; Zygnematophyceae; Desmidiales; Closteriaceae. The record is from the annotation of a GenBank genome assembly.